Messenger RNA from Myzus persicae (green peach aphid), 824 nucleotides. Its product is annotated as eclosion hormone-like. The coding region runs from base 569 to 820 and encodes 83 amino acids. Gene Ontology annotation, molecular function: ecdysis-triggering hormone activity. NCBI's taxonomy places the organism in Eukaryota, Metazoa, Arthropoda, Insecta, Hemiptera, Aphididae. Gene Ontology annotation, biological process: neuropeptide signaling pathway; ecdysis, chitin-based cuticle. The transcript is spliced from 2 exons. The record is from RefSeq and is a predicted model, not a curated record.
UGGAUCUAUUUAAUUAUAAUGAAUAAUAAUAAUAAUAAUAAUUAUGAAAAUGAAAAUAAUAAAUAUUGUUUAUCAAUUAUUCUAAGAUACACGAACAGUUUAAAAGUAAUUUGUGUUUUAGGGUGAAUCUUGAUAAAAAAUGCUGUUGCUAUAUAUUAUAGGCUUUAACAACUUAUAUCACAUAGCUAUAUUUUUAUGUUAUCACACUUCAAUUUUAAUUACUCCUACACUUCUGUAUAGCUAUUUAAUAAAACCGCUGCAAAUAAAGUUGUCGGUAAUGGACGCAUCUAACGCACCAGAAUAAUUAAAUCGUCCCAGUUUUGACGAUAUACUAAUGUAUAAAUGAUACUCUAUCAGACAAACAUAAUAAUAUAUCGAAUUAUCUAAAAGCUAGUGCGCGGCAGGCAGCGGACAUUUUCAAAACGAGAAACUCAAUUAAGUUAUACACAUCGUGAGUAUAAAAUGACCGGUACCAGUGCCAAAUCCGUCAGUGUCAUACGUUCAGACUUACGAGGAUCUACGACUAGCGCAAAAGAUUUUUUACGACAUCUCAAAGGAAAAUUCAAAGAUGAACACUCCAUCCAAGAAAAUCGCUCUCCUGGCCGCCGCAUUGGUAUUGAUCGCAAUCGUAGGUUACACGGCGGCGGAUAUGGCGGAUGUGGCCAUGUGCAUCAGGAACUGCGCUCAGUGCAAGAAGAUGUUGGGUGACUACUUCGAGGGGCCCCUGUGCGCAGAUGCUUGUGUCAAGUUCAAGGGCAAGAUGAUACCGGACUGCGAGAACGUCGAUUCCAUUGCACCGUUCCUCAACAAGCUCGAGUGAUCUA